AUGAAGAACAUAUUUUAUAUUAGUUGUAUAAGUUUGUUAAACAUUCAUCUGGUGUUUUGUUCGAGGAUCCUCUUCGUAGCACCAAUCCCAUCAUACAGCCACCAAAUAUUCUUCAGGAAAAUAUGGCUGAAGCUGGCGGAAAGAGGCCACGACUUAACAGUACUUUCCACAGAUUACAUGGAAAAUGCACCAAAGAAUGUCAGACAAAUAGAUUGGCAUUUCACCUACCAACUGAGGCACAACAAAUACAACAUCAGUCAAGUGUACUUGGACAACGAAGACGACAUUGCGAAGGUGAUCUCAGUGUACAUAACCAUGUUGAAUGAAAUUUCUGACAGAGAAUUGUCCCAGCCAGAUGUGCAACAAUUACUGAAAAACAGGGACGAAAAGUUUGACCUGUUGAUCGCCGAAUUUCACCACCCCCUCGUUUUCGCCUUUAGUAGCUACUUCAACUGCCCUUACAUUGGUAUAUCAUCGGCCAACAUCGACAACAGCUUCCAUGAACUCCUGGGGAAUCCUGCCCACCCCCUUCUAUAUCCAUCAAUAUUUUCCCCAUUGGAUGGACAAAUGACGUUUCGAACCAAGGUGGACAUUUUAACCUUUUGGAUUAAGUCACGGUUCAACAAGUACAGCCACGGUGACCCAUACCACGAUGAGCUGGCGAGGAAACACUUCGGCAGCAACCUCCCACCUAUGUUGGACAUAAUCAGGAACGUCAGUCUGGUGCUAAUAAACACCCACGUUGUUUUCGAUGACAGACCUUUGUUGCCUGGGUUAAUACGUAUCGGUGGAGGAACCCACUUGGAACCAGCCAAAGCACUACCCCACAACAUCCAGGAGUUUCUGGACGACGCACCUGAAGGUGCCAUCUACUUCAGCCUGGGCACAAACGUGAAGAGCACUUGCUUGAAGCCGGACACCCUUAACGCAUUCAUCGAAGCCUUCAGGGAGUUACCCUUUAAAGUCUUGUGGAGAUUUGAGGACGACUUAAAAAAUGUUUCGACCAACGUCAAAAUUUUUAAGUGGCUGCCACAAAGCGACGUUUUGAGACACAAAAAUGUUAAGGCCUUCAUAACCCAGGGUGGACUUCAGUCAAUAGACGAAUCAAUAUUCAGUUAUGUGCCCAUGAUAGUUAUUCCUUUUGUUAGUGACCAAAAGCUCAACGCUAGAAACAUUAAAAGAAAGGGAUUAGGGGUUUAUUUGGAUAAAAGCAAUUUGGAUAAGGAAUGUCUUAAGCAAGCCAUCCUUGAAGUUAUAUCCAAUCAAACUUACAAAACGAACGUAAAAAAUAUUGCUAAUUACAUUGAGGAUCAACCAAUGUCAGGGUUGGACACAGCCAUUUGGUGGAUAGAAUAUGUAAUUCGUCACAAAGGGACCAAACAUUUAUGGAAUUUUGACAAUAUUUUGCCUUUAUAUGAAUAUCUUAUGCUUGAUGUAAUAUUUUAUAUGAUUUUUAUCAACUUGACACCUUUAUAUUUAGCAUACAUUUUAGGGAAAUUUUUUAUUAGGAGAAUAUAUUUUAAUUAUAUUAAACAACUAUGAUUAUGAUAUUUUUAAUUAUUGUAUUUUGUUUAAUUACUACUU
This is a messenger RNA of Aethina tumida (small hive beetle), 1584 nucleotides long. RefSeq names its product UDP-glucosyltransferase 2-like. The transcript is spliced from 4 exons. Gene Ontology annotation, molecular function: UDP-glycosyltransferase activity. Bases 1 to 1542 code for a protein of 513 amino acids. The record is from RefSeq and is a predicted model, not a curated record. NCBI's taxonomy places the organism in Eukaryota, Metazoa, Arthropoda, Insecta, Coleoptera, Nitidulidae.